This is a messenger RNA of Aspergillus niger, 2157 nucleotides long. RefSeq lists its product as uncharacterized. Lineage: Eukaryota; Fungi; Ascomycota; Eurotiomycetes; Eurotiales; Aspergillaceae. The transcript is spliced from 3 exons. The record is from RefSeq and is a predicted model, not a curated record. Gene Ontology annotation, molecular function: DNA-binding transcription factor activity, RNA polymerase II-specific; zinc ion binding. Gene Ontology annotation, biological process: regulation of DNA-templated transcription. Bases 1 to 2157 code for a protein of 718 amino acids.
AUGAAGCUAAGACCGUCAGCUCGGCCGAGCUUAUCAGCGGGGAACUGCGAUGUCGGCCGCUUCCCCGCCUUAUCAAUCACUGGCUGGUCCAACCCCAACCCGGCCGAACAACAAACCACUUUUCUCCCCAUCAUGAGCUCCAUCCGUCGACGCCUGGCCUGUGUGGAGUGCACCCGGCGCAAAAUACGCUGCGACAAGGUUGUCCCAUGUCGCAAUUGCACCAGGAGGGGCAUCACCUGCUCUCGCGCCAGAGGUACCGAUGAUGAGGUGGACCGAUUACAGGCCCGUGUUCAGGAGCUUGAAGCUGCUCUGAAGGAGGCCACUGAUCCACAAUUUCAACCUAGUCCUCUACCCAAAUCUGAGAUCAUCCACAAUGCCAGCAAUACUCCUGUCUCCGAGACGGUGGAGACCCCCGAACGUGAGAUGGCGGACGCCGCCACCAUACUCGAGUUCCUUGCCUGGGGCCGACGGAAGAACCCGGACUAUCACGAUAUGCUAGCUCGCAGAGAUGGUGUCGAGCAUCAUUCCCCUGGCGACGUGACGGCCGAAGGAAGCGGCGAUGAGCGGAACCCCGAGGUUGCCUCCGCACUAGCCUAUCUCCAGCUCCUCCUCCCAGAUCGCGAGCUCAUGCAGCAGCUUGUCUCCUACCAUUGCGACUGCGUGCUUUGGUAUCACGGCUCUUUUCACUCUGUCCGUUUUCAAGAAGAACUGGACGAUUUCUUCCGGCUCGCCAAUGGUCACAUCGCCCAUCCCCGCGUCGACCUGCAAUGGGUCGCGCUUCUCUUCUCUGUCCUUACCGGCGCCCUCGCUUGCGCUCCUCGCAUGGCCGCUCAGGCAUGGGGCUUUUCUGAAUGGGAGCAGACUACUCUAGCACAGAGGUGGUUCAAAGCUGUCUCGACCUGUCUACACCAUGCCGACUUUACUGCUGUCCACUCGCUCUACGCCGUCCAGGCCAUUGCCACUCUUACCAUGUCUGCUCAUCUCCUCGGCUUCUCUAACAGUCUUUCCGUGCUACUUGCAGCCGCUACCCGCAUCGCCCAAGGGCUGGGCCUACACCGUCUCGGCUCGGAAAGAGAAACGGCAACCACUCCUGUCAUGAUUGACCGCGAAAUCGGCCGUCGUGCAUGGUGCCAGCUCUGCAUCCAGGACUGGUUCUCCAUCCCCUUCUCCGAAAGCUACCUCAUCCCACGAUCUUGCUUGAAUACUGCACGUCCUCGGAACUGUCGCGACGAAGAUAUGCUGAAGCUGCCUGAUGAUGAACCAAGUGUCGCGGGCUACUCCAGGUUCUUUUACCAGGUUGCAGCUCUUAUGCCUUCGUUGCAGGACAGCAUGGCUGCAUCGAAUACGUUGUAUACACGUUACGAACAGGUUCUGGAACAUGAUCGUCGAUUGCGCAGCUUAGCUACCCAGGGUCUCCCACUUUACUUGAGGAAUGUUCCUGUCGAGGAGCAUCCGGAGUGGCCGAAAUAUGUCCUCUGGGCGAGACGUAGUUUGGCAAUCAGCUCGUCGCAUAAAAUCAUUAUGAUACAUCGGAAGUUCCUCGAGCUAAGCUUCACAAAUCCUGUAUUUGCCAGGACACGUCGCACGUGCGUUGCCGCCGCCCGGACAAUCAUCAAAGAGCAGAAAGAGGCGAUCCAUGACGGCGGACCAGUGCUUUGGAUUCACCAGGCCUUUAGUGUUGCUGCUAGCAUAAUAUUAUGUCUUGACCUCUUCCACCGCACCACCUCCGACCCGGAAACCACCUACCACCGCCAACUCAUCAACGACGGUCUGGAAAUCCUCUCGCACAGCGAAUCAAACAUGAUCGCCCGACGCGGGGUGCAUCUGCUCGAGGCAUUGCUAGCGAAAGAGCGCGACCGUAGUAGUCCGAAACAUUUACCCUCACCGGAGCAGGAUGCAGAUCGGGACUUGGAUCUGGUGGGAGUGAUUCGAAGUUUCUGCGAGAAGGGCCGCUGGCAGAGGAGUCGAACGGCUUCGCGGGAUGGGAGCCAGGGAUGGCCGCCUGUGGAUCGGGGGUCGACUGAAAGAACUGGACAGGUGCAGACGCCGGUUGGAGUCACGUCGCCGACAUUGGAGAGGUUGUCCAUGUCGUAUGGGUUGGAAUGUGCGGAGAGCUUAGAGGAUAUUUUGGUCUUGGCGGCGAAUUAUGCGGCUUGA